CGUGGAUAGGAGGAGAGAAAGAGUGGGGAGGAGGGAGAGAGGGAGGAGGAAGCUAAAGCAGCAGCGUUUUCUUUGAGGCUGCAGCAGACUAGAGAUUAAGCUCUUUUUCCGCUGGUGCCUACCAGUGAGAGCAGAGGAGCUACCCAGCAAAUGAGAAGAGGACACAUGCAAUCUGCUGUUACUGGAGCCCCUGGCUUCCUCUCUCCCCUGCAGGCCUCUUGAAGCACACCACAUAUACAGCGACACUUAUGCUUUCAAUCUCAAAAUCGGGAUCUCUGAACCCUGCAGGCACACACAUGUAAGUCGCACAUUUUAAUUUGUACCAAGGUUGUGCAAAGGAGAGCACAGUAUCAAUCGGAUCAAUUUCGCCAUGCUUGACUGAUGGAGCUAUGCUUUUUUAAAUACUGGGGCAGCCACUGUUCUCCGAGGCCAGCAGUGCAGCUCCAGGUUGGGGGAGGAUUCCUCUGGAUUUCCCUCUUUUCCUCUUCCAGCCAUGGUUCAACUGCCCAGCCCAGCCCUAUCCUGGCGGUGUUCUAAUUAGAUUCCACAGCCUGAGAAGCCAACAGUAUCAGGGAGCGGCACCUUGUCAGUUAUCACUUUUUCUCCUAUCGGCUUACCCAAAUUGAGGGACGUACACUGCUUAGUGGCGGAACAAGGAAGACAGGAUGGCUUGAAACCAUGUCUGUUUGAUAUAUGAGACUGGACUAUAUGCUAAACCACUUCUAUAACCAACCAUGUCAGCAGGGUGAAAGUGGUUGUUGAAUUUUGCUGGCUGAAGGUGAGGUCUUCACUCAUGGUAGUCACCGUCCUCUUUAUUGACUUGAAUGUGCUGGCGUCAGUGCAUGGGAUGCCAGUUCCCGUGGCAGCAGUGGCGAGACAUUUAGUACCUAGCCACUCCCCUUCUUUCUCUUCAAUGUCUGGAGACUUGUUUUAAAGGAGUUUGCAUGCCUGGGACGUGAAACACUCAUAGCUACAGGUGUGAAAACCAAACAUCAUCUCACAUAGAAUGGUUAUGCUUGGGUGAUGAUAGGAACAAAAGAUGUUCAGCUCUGAUGGGUUGUGACUAAAUUGUAGAUGAACUACUUGACACUGCUCUUCGUCCAUUAGGAGCUGAUCUGGGCUUUUAUGACUGCUUCCCAAUACAUUACAUACCCUAUGUGAUGUUAGCAGAGUGAAGUGAUCAGUAAUGUUUAAUAAAGAUAUUCAGAGAAGCAGGUAUUUCUAGGCAUCUUACUGUACGCGGAUAAAUACAUAUUCCGACAUGGUUUUCUCAUGUUUUUAGGUGCAUUCAAGCUGACGAUUAGUGCAUCCUAAUGAUGCAUCCUGAUGCAGAGUUAUUGAGCAUGUGUGCUCGCAUGAGUAUGUCUCUGUAUGUCUGCAGUGCAGUUUUAUUGUCGUUCUCACCUUGAGGAAUAUCUACAGUGGCUUUAAUAAUAUUGUGUCUUUGAGUACCAUUACAAAUGGCCUGCUAUUUAAUACAUAGCUUGUGAAAUGGGCUAAAAGGUACCAGUUUUUCUUCAGUCAGUGCUGCAUCAUCUCUGCAUCAAGAGCGAAUGGAAAAAAACAUCAAAUGCCUUGCCGUAGGAUUUUAAUAUUUUAUAAAGGACAGUAACCUAUAUUCAGUAUCAUGUCCUAGAGGCUUACUAAGACCUUAUGUGAUAUUUGGUUUAGGUUAACUGCAACAUUGCUUGAAUGACAGAAAGAGAAAACUAAGCAACAGGAGAUAUGACUGGUGUCCACACCUGAAGUUGAGACAUGAUGUCCUGGGAGAACCUCACCGUGUACCAAACCAUUUUGUCAUGAUUAAUACUUUUUGUCAUGAUUUUCACUUCAGAUCAAACAUUAACUUAAUAUUUUAAUUUACCUUACCAGCCUCAGGCUGACUGUCUUGCUCCCAUUGUGGACAUCACUUUAUUUCCUUUUGGCUCAUAUUUAUUUGCUCUGUCUCUAUGAGAUAUGGGGAGCUCCCUUGGUUGUGUGAAACAACCCAGGGAUGCUGGACCAGGUGGUGCUGCACCACUAUCACCCAAAAGAAAACUUCGCUUCAGGCGAAAACGAAAGGCCAAACAGAAGUUAAAAGGUGCCGAAGGGGAGGACAAGAGAAGCCGUGUCCUUGAAGAGAAGGAGAGUGGAAGUGUUGAAGUUACGGAGGGGUCAACGACAAAAGCCCCUGAUUCCGCCAAAUUGAUAUCUGGACAAAUAACUACAGAAACUGAAACGCCCACCAAUGUUGUCCUUGUUCCCGGUAUGGCCCCAAUAUUUGGAAGCACAGGGACAUUGCGGGGCAGUAAGAUGGCCAUUCUUUCCCCAGAUCCCAGUCCAGCCUGGCUGGGGGCACUUCGCCAGUUUGAGGUAGAGGGACUCAGCAAAGAGUCUCAUGCUGAAUUAGAGCAAGGCAGCACAACUCCUAGAGGAGGAAGAGUCUGUAAGGUUCGAGAGCGAGUUCAGGGGGUAUUAGAGAGACCCUGUCUUUUACGCUCUAAACGUGGUGACCUGGAAAUAGAGAAGGAAGGUGGAGAUGUGCAUGGGCAGAGUGAACUGAUAUUCGGUGAACCCUCGGAAACCGAGAAGAAGGGAGUUGUUCACAUUCGUGAGUUUGGAGGACAACUUUGUGUGGUCCGAACUGUGUAUCCAAGGGACUAUGGGUCGCCCAUCUGGCGUGACAAAGAACUUGAGGUCCAUUCUGAACCUCCAGCUGCAUCUCCUAUUACUCGAGGCAUUACGAAAAUACAAGUGUCCGCAACUCAAGGGCGACCACCCGGGAAGAAAGACUCUGCCAAACCAGCAACAGCUGCAGCUCGGGGAAAAAAGGGGAAAGAGUUCCUGUUGGACAACUCUGCUCAAGUAGCUGAAGGCGUUGGUCCCACACCACAAGACCUUCAGUCUUCAGGUUAUGCUAGCGAUGUGCCUCUCAUCUCACCUGAGACGGGAGGUGCUGUUCAGACUGACUGGGGGAGCUCCUCUGAUGUGCUUGAUUCUUCUGUGCUUGAGAGUCCCAUCUCCCCCCAAGAAAUACCUGCUCAGCCUUCCACACAGGUCAGAUUCUUUUCUCUCUGUCUUCUUAAAGACUUUUUUAUAUGGCUUUUGUAGUAUAAAAGAGAUUAAAGCUGACAAGGCUUGGGAUUGGGGUAUAGGUGUCUUCAUUUUGUUUCUUCACUACUAUGUUUCGUGUGGCUUUUUUUCUCUCUCAGCCAAUCAGCUGUGCAUAGAAAACAGCAAAUCCUUCUUGAACCUCUCCCAGGAGCCUAAUCAGUACUGCCCAGAUCAUCUCUCACUGUCUGCCUCCUUCCCUCCGUUCCUCAUUAUUUCCCUUCCCUCAUACCACCCACUCUCUUUCCUGUCAUUCCUGAUGCUCUAGGUUCUGUAUUCGACUGAAACUGU
Molecule: messenger RNA, 3381 nt
Organism: Carassius carassius (crucian carp)
Lineage: Eukaryota; Metazoa; Chordata; Actinopteri; Cypriniformes; Cyprinidae
Exons: 1
Coding region: 1957-3090 (377 amino acids)
Source: RefSeq, a predicted model, not a curated record